Aphidius gifuensis is the source of this 2664-nucleotide messenger RNA. It is a transcript of the gene nab, whose product is annotated as NGFI-A-binding protein homolog. NCBI's taxonomy places the organism in Eukaryota, Metazoa, Arthropoda, Insecta, Hymenoptera, Braconidae. Gene Ontology annotation, biological process: negative regulation of DNA-templated transcription. The coding region runs from base 584 to 2449 and encodes 621 amino acids. Gene Ontology annotation, cellular component: nucleus. The transcript is spliced from 11 exons. Gene Ontology annotation, molecular function: transcription coregulator activity; transcription factor binding. The record is from RefSeq and is a predicted model, not a curated record.
GUGACACAAUCAACUAAAAGAGGGGAUAAAAGUGGAGGGAUAUUAUACUCGCGUGUUCGCGUAAAUGUACGUCCUAUCAUCGGCACACCAAUGCCAUGGCAAACAAUGUGUUGCACACCGUCGUCACUGUUGGACAGCUAGUGUUUCGAACGGUCUUGUGUAUUACGUGAUAAUAAUUUAAUUUUUUUAUCAAAAUACAUGAUUUAUAAUCAACAUAUUAUUUUUAUUUAAUUAAAAAAAAAAAAAACCAUAUAUAAAAUAAAAAAAACAUAAUUAAAUUUGCAUGUCAAUUUAAUUCAAUAUAAAAUAUUUAACGUGUUAAUUAUUUUGUUACUUUUUUUUUUCAAUUUUCAAUUAAUUUGCACGGUUUGAUUUGUUUGAUUUUAAUUUGGCUUUUAAUUAAUAUAUAUUUUUCAUUUAUUUUGUUUGUUUGUUUGUUGUUUUUUUUAUUUUUAAAUUUGCUUGUUUGAAUUUUUGAUAAUUGAGUGUGAUAUUAAAUAUGAUUUGUCGUAAAAUUUGUUGAUUGAGUUUUAAUGGGUGGUUUAUUUGGCAACACGUGAGUAAAAGUUUAAACGUGUGAAUUAUGGAAACGAGAAUUGGUGUGUCCAGUGGGGGUAUUACAGGAACAAGUGUUGAACCGGUGAGAUGUGUAACAACACCCUCACCGGUUCAUCAACCACAAACAAUAACAAUAUCAUCAUCAUCUUCAUCAUCAUCAGCAAUAACACCAACAGCAACAUCAACAACAUCAUCAAUAAAUUCAAUAUCAUCAUCAAUAACAACAAGUACAAAUAAUGCUAUUGGUAGUAUUAGUGGUAUUGCUGCUGCUGUUGCUGCUGCUGCUGCUUCAAUAACAACUGGUACAUCAUCAAUGAGUCCAACUGGUGCAACACCAGUAUCAGGUUCAUCUGGACCAAGAAUACUCAGUAGAAAUGUCAAUGGAACACUUGUCCAGACUUCGGUACCACAGAAUGAAGCUGAAUUACAACUUUAUAGGGUCAUGCAGAGAGCAUCAUUGCUUGGUUAUUAUGACACACUUCUUGAAAUGGGUGGUGAUGAUGUACAGCAACUUUGUGAUGCAGGUGAAGAAGAAUUUCUUGAAAUAAUGGCAUUGGUAGGAAUGGCCAGUAAGCCACUUCAUGUACGAAGACUUCAAAAAGCUCUUCAAGAAUGGAUAACAAAUCCAUCUAUAUUUCAGAGUCCUGUAGUACCAACAACAAGCACAAAAAAUUCAACAUCAACAGUUACAACAUUUCCAAGUUCAAGUCCAAGAAUUCAAAGUUCAAGUGGUUUUAAUUCAACAUCACAAACAACAAGUCCAACAACACUUUUUGAUAAAGCUCCAACAAACAAUGUGCCUCUUGUACCUUUGUCAAGUAGAAGUGUAAGUCCAGUAACUCCAGUUGCUACUGUUGUUUCUACUGCUGCAAUUUUACCAACAGUACCAACAUCAACAUUUCGACAAAGUCCAAGUCCAAAUACACCAAUAGCAUAUUCUGGUGGACAAAGUCCAGGAGUUCUUCAGGUGGGUACAUGUGAAUCAUCAUGUGGAAGUGGAACAACACUUAGUCCAGGUGGUUUAAAUGCACCACAAAGUCCAACACAAGCAAUACCAACAUUAUUACCAUCACAAGUUCAACGUCUUGCUGAUGCUGCUGAACGUCUUGCUGGUAAUUUACGUCCACUUGAUCCAAAACCUCACAAUGUUAAAAAAAAAAUUUGCAAAGAUCUUGAGCAGAUGGUGAUGGCAAUGCCAGACACUGACCCAAGACGAAUGGAUGAGAUAAGAAAAUACGCAGCGAUUUAUGGUAGAUUUGACUGCAAAAGAAAACCCGAAAAACCACUUACAUUACAUGAAGUUUCAGUUAAUGAAGCUGCUGCACAAAUAUGUCGUUUUGUACCGGCUUUAUUGACACGAAGAGAUGAACUUUUUCCUCUUGCUAGAAGAGUCGUUCGAGAUUCAGGCUAUCAUUAUUCAAAAAGUCAAUUUUUAUCAAUGACAAGACCAAGAGACAAUUGUGAUGAUUCUGAUAUGGAUCGUGCUAAAAGAAGACACUUGGAUGAUCCAGAGGGUGAGGACACAUCCCAGAUGGAAUUGGAUCUUCGAUGUACUGGUGGUGGAGAUAUCAACAAUUCAAUUUUACGAAGUACAUCAAGUCCAGUUUGGCGGAAGAAGAAUAAUAAUGGUGUGUUUGGAACGAGUAUUGAAGAAAUCAGUGAUACAGACAGUCAAUUUUCAUUCUCAAAUGAUGAAUCAUCUUUACAUGAUCCAAAUGACUUUGAAAAUGAUAAUACAGAUAAAGAAAGUGAAUUCAAUUUAAAAUAUUUUUAUUUUUUAAAGAUAAUUGCAUCACGAGGAGACAAUAUUAUUGCUGUUGCAAAUCCAGCACUUAUGAAUUGCAGUCAUCCAAUCAAAAAAGAAAAUGAUGAAAAUAAAUCAACACUGUGAUAUUACCUCCUUUUUAUAUAGUACGUGUUGUUAAAGAAAAAAAAAAAAUUAUUCAUCAAUUUAAUAUUUUUUAUUCCUUAAAUAUUAUGUAAACAUUUUUCGUUUUUUUUUAUUGUUAAAAAAGAAUAAAUUUAUUAUCAUCAUGUCAUUUUAUAUCGGGAUUUUUGCAAUUAUCUAAAUUAUCAUUUUGAAUAAUGUCGAAUUGAAAUAAAAUU